This is a messenger RNA of Entamoeba invadens IP1, 813 nucleotides long. RefSeq lists its product as hypothetical. The transcript has a single exon. The record is from RefSeq and is a predicted model, not a curated record. The coding region runs from base 1 to 813 and encodes 270 amino acids. Lineage: Eukaryota; Evosea; Mastigamoebida; Endamoebidae.
AUGCAUCGCGAAAAUCUUGAAGAACGAGUACAAAAUUGUUUUGUGGGAACUUAUAUGCGAACGGCUUAUUAUGGUAAUGCUGCAAGUCGAAUAGUCAGUGUUUUUAACAGCUUUAUCGAGUCUGCUCUUAAAGAUGUACCGAGUGAUUUGUUCGAUCACAGCACUGAAGGUGUUGAAUCUCUUUUUGAAUUAGGCAACAAGCUUCGUUCAAAGACAAUUGAUUUAAGCACAAAUGAUAGUUCAACCUCAAGCAAAAAAGACGUAAAAGAGUGUAUUAAGGAUCAAGCUAACGCACUAAAUUGGUUCAAUACUCAACAAAAAGUCGAAAAAGUCGAAAAGUCGAAAGAUGAAAAUAUGUUGUGGGAAAAACUUAAAGAAGAACUCAAAAAAGAAAUAUUGCAGUUGGUUGACGAAAAAGUCAAAGUCGAAGUUUCGAAACUUGACGAAAAAAUUGAGAAAAUUGAAAAACAUGUAAAAAUUGAAAAAGUCGAAAAAGUCGAAGAAAAUUUGGACUCAAAAGUUGAGACAGUCGAAAAUAAAGAAAAUGAAAUUUUAGAAAUGAAAGAUGGGAAUGUACCCAAAAUUCCAAUAGAUCCAAUUUUAUUAGAGAAGGCUAAGCAAACUAACACUGUCGAAAUAAACUCAAAAAUAGAAUUGGAUACUGAGAAUGAUGACACUACAAAUGAAAAUGUCGGGACAUCAAACAAAUCUAAUGCCAUGUUACCCUGUGGAACGCCGACAAUUGAAAAUCCAUUUCUACACGUAGUAAAAAGCGCAAAAUACGUCAACGGGGAACUCGUAGUUGAAAAAUAA